Selaginella moellendorffii is the source of this 596-nucleotide messenger RNA. RefSeq names its product outer envelope pore protein 16-2, chloroplastic. Lineage: Eukaryota; Viridiplantae; Streptophyta; Lycopodiopsida; Selaginellales; Selaginellaceae. Bases 65 to 523 code for a protein of 152 amino acids. The record is from RefSeq and is a predicted model, not a curated record. Gene Ontology annotation, molecular function: amino acid transmembrane transporter activity. The transcript is spliced from 7 exons. Gene Ontology annotation, cellular component: chloroplast outer membrane.
UCUCUUAUCUCGUGCCAGGGUUUUUUAGGAGCUCCCUAAUCUUUUUCGCAGGCGUCCAGAUAUAAUGGCGGGCUUUGGAAAAGGCGAUGACGAUGUCUUCUUGGAUCUUGGUCACCCGGUUGUGAAUCGCUCCGUGGAGGCGUUUCUCAAGGCCGGCGCCGUCGGCCUCGUCCACGCGACCUCUCAGAUUGCUGCAAGGGAAGCGGCGGAUUUCGUGUCUACGAGCUUGAAUUCUGACAAGAAGUCUUCGAAGUGCCCGUUGCAGCUGGAAGAGGCGGCGUUUACCGUCGGGAAGCAAGCUGUGCAGUGGGGCCUGGCCUCUGGAAUCUAUUCGAGCGCCACGAUCAGUUUGAAGGAAGCCCGUGGUGUUCACGACUGGAAGAACGCCAUGUUUGGAGGAGCACUGGCUGGAGCCGCCGUGUCCCUGACGGAGCCCAAUCCUCGCGCCGAGGCCGUGGUGAGCGGUGCUCUAACGGGAGGGGCGGUUGCAAUCGCUGCGGAUUUCAUCGAGAAGCUCAUCUAAGUGAUCGAUUCUAGAAGCGCUCUCUUGUCAGAUAAGCAUUUUUUUAGAUAAAGUCUGGUUUCUUCGAAGAGUC